Messenger RNA from Macadamia integrifolia, 1389 nucleotides. Its product is annotated as universal stress protein PHOS34-like. The record is from RefSeq and is a predicted model, not a curated record. Lineage: Eukaryota; Viridiplantae; Streptophyta; Magnoliopsida; Proteales; Proteaceae. Bases 303 to 1019 code for a protein of 238 amino acids. The transcript has 3 exons.
AGUCAUAACCCAUUGGACUCCCUCAACCUUCUCUCUCAAGACACCGCUCUCAAAAAACCCACCCCCUCUCUCUCUUUCUGUCUCUCUCUCUCUCCAAUUGCAACCGUGUCUCACUCUUGCAGACAAGACCAAUACAAACAGGACGACAAACAAAGCCAGAGAAGCUAAAUUCAAAGACAACAUAAGAAGAGAAAGGAAAGGCCAAAACAAAAGAACUCUCAGCUCCGCUCCGCUUCGCCGGAAAAGCCGACCUUCAGACCUGGUAAAGUCUCGAAUCUCCGAUUUUUUUGCUUUUUCCGAGCAUGCUUUCGAAACAAACUCCGACGGAAUCCGACCGUCCGGUACCCACCAUCCAACCUUCGUCCCCUCGCUUCCCACCUCCCUCCGCUGGUACACCCACCUCUGGGGCCCACCGUAAGAUCGCUAUCGCCGUUGAUCUUAGCGACGAAAGCGCAUUCGCCGUCAAUUGGGCUGUGCAGAACUACCUCCGCCCUGGCGACGCCGUGAUCCUGCUUCACGUCCGACCUACCAGCGUCCUCUAUGGAGCCGACUGGGGUUCUAUUGACCUCUCCGUCGACACCGACGAGGAAUCCCAGCAGAAGCUUGAAAACGACUUCGACGCUUUCACCACCACUAAAGCUACCGAUCUGGCACAGCCUCUGGUGGAUGCCCAGAUCCCUUUUAAGAUCCAUAUCGUCAAGGACCAUGACAUGAAGGAGCGGCUCUGCUUGGAGGUCGAGAGGUUAGGGUUGAGUGCUGUGAUUAUGGGCAGCCGAGGGUUUGGUGCUUCUAGGCGUGGCAGUAAGGGUCGACUUGGUAGCGUUAGCGAUUACUGUGUCCACCACUGUGUUUGCCCCGUGGUUGUUGUUAGAUAUCCUGACGAGAAAGACGGACCUGCUUCUGGAGAUGAUGCAGAGGCGGCCUCCAAGGUAGCGGGCGAGAAGGAGGCCGAGCUGCGCCAGGUGCCGGAGGAAGAGCAGGAGUAUCACGAUGCUUCCGAGGAACAGAAAGGAGCUUAAGAAGUGCUUUGGCAAUGGCGUGGUCCUACCGACUCCAGGUUCUUAUUCUGUGCAGAAAGUGAAGAAGGUGCUUGAGUCUACUGGAGGCUGGGGAAGCUGAGAUGUUAGAUGCUUUUAGUGGAUUGGAUUCAUGCCAUGUAAAUUGAAUGGUGGUUAGUAGUGUUGUUGCUGGCUCUUCGUCUCUCUCCUCUCCCUCUACUUAUCAACUGCCUCUCGUAUAUGCAAUAUGAGAUGAUUGAUGAAUGGUAUUUGUAUGGUUGACGGGUUCUUUUGGUUUCAUCUAGGUCAUGAGAAAAGGUUCUAUUUCUUCCUUUGUGAAAUAUCCUUUGGAACAGUUUUUACUGUUUUGUUAAAUGUCUGGUUUAUUGAA